CUCGCCAUCCGUGACUAAGAUCGCGAACAUGCUACGAAACUAACUUGGAAACUUACCUCCAACAGAGAGGCACUAAAGCAAUAUCUUCAAUAAUCUCAGUAGAGUAGGUUUUUAGACAUUUUAAAUAUAUAUCGACGACUUUAACGUCAAAGUUCCUGUGCUUUCGUCGAAAAUGCUUAAGAUUCGCCAGUCAUUGCUUCCAGUAGUGCUGCUGACUACAAUUACAUUUUCUUCAAGCAACGUUCUUCCAAUAUUAUCUAUAAACAAACUCGAUACAGAUUCCCUUUUGGAAGACCAAGAUAAUGACAAUACUUUAAAUAACAACAGACAUACUAAUAAUCCAAAUGUAUUUUAUAAAGUUUUUAUUGGAACGUCUAAAGACAACUUACCGAAAAAAUCGCAAAUGACUAGACUAAAAUAUUUAGAUAAUGACAAUAAUCAGGAAAGGAAGAUUUUCAAUGGACUUAUGGAUAAUGAUAAUAACUAUGACGACGAAGGUUUUCGAAAAGAGCAAUGGCAUAACUACCCGAGACAGUUAGAUCGACUUAAUAAAAACUUAUUACUUGAUAAACAACUUCAAAAAGUUCUUAAUAAUGACGACAUGGAAAAAUUAAAACGAACCGAUGACUCCCAAAACCUGCACCAUUACAUAAGCGAUGAUAUUUAUGGUAACUUUGACACAGACGUUAUUGCUGGUCCGCUAUUAAUACUUAAGAUAAAAUUGGCGUACUUAACUAACAAUAUAAAAAAUACUGAUUCAAACACAGAUUUUUACGCUGAUUUAUUACCAUUAGAAUCGACGACAGACAAUGAUAACGAUAAAAUAAAAGAUGAUGACGCGCUUUUCGAAAACAAUGAAAAAUCUGUCGUAAAAGUGAAGAGAAAGGGGAAACUACACAGAGAAGAUUUGUCAUUUUUAGAAAACUCAUCAAACGAAAAUAAAUCGGUAAAGAAACGAAUAUUUUCACUAUGGAGCCGUUUACAAAGUCUUUCACAUAGGGGACACGAGCUCCACCACCGAAGACACUUGUACGCAUUCUAUGGCCUUCCUGAAGAUGGAGGCGGUGGUGCCCUUACUGCGGAAACAAGAGCUACUUUAAUGAGACCACCCGGCUCGCCUUUAAGAUGGGGUUAAGA
Vanessa atalanta (red admiral) is the source of this 1137-nucleotide messenger RNA. RefSeq lists its product as uncharacterized. Bases 173 to 1135 code for a protein of 320 amino acids. The transcript is spliced from 3 exons. Lineage: Eukaryota; Metazoa; Arthropoda; Insecta; Lepidoptera; Nymphalidae. The record is from RefSeq and is a predicted model, not a curated record.